GGAGCGCUGUUGUUGUCCCUACGAAUUUGACAGAUGACAUGACAAUUAUUUAAUUGUCAAUUGUGAUCAAAUCGAAAAAUUUCCAGUGUUUUCAUUAAAUCUGUUUAUUUUUUUGUUAAAACCGGCGAUAUCUUUUAAAAAUGACCUCUUUUUUUGGAAGUGCGCUGGGCGGCAACCCAUUUUCUACAACAGUGGGAAACAAAAUAGAGCAGGCGACAGAUGGCACGCUCGCCUCGGAAAAUUGGGCCCUCAACAUGGAAAUUUGCGAUUUAAUAAACGAAACGGAGGACGGACCGAAAGAUGCGAUUAAGGCGAUAAGAAAACGACUCACUCAAAAUACGGGAAGAAAUUAUACGGUUGUCAUGUACACUUUGACCGUUUUGGAAACGUGCGUAAAAAAUUGCGGACGAAAUUUCCAUUUAUUGGCAUGCAACAAAGAUUUCGUGCAAGAGCUGGUGAAAUUAAUUGCUCCAAAAAACGAUCCUCCGCAAGCCAUUCAGGAUAAGAUAUUGAACUUGAUACAGUCUUGGGCUGACGCCUUUAAGCAUCAACCGGAACUGUCAGGAGUCGUUUCGGUUUAUCAAGAUUUAAUUAACAAAGGUAUCGAAUUUCCAGCAACCGAUUUAGAUGCAAUGGCUCCGAUUUUUACUCCACAAAGGAGUGUGGAGGCGACCACAUUACCACCGGUAGAACCCGAGCAGCCCUACUCCACAGCGCCACUAGUAUCCAGUCCCACGCAUGGAGCGUUAUCACCCGAACAACGUUCUAAACUACAGUCGGAAUUGGACGUUGUCCAAUCGAACAUGGUUGUUUUCGGAGAGAUGUUAAACGAGAUGCAGCCUGGUAACGAGCAUCCAGACGAAUUAGAGUUGUUGCAGGAGUUAAACUCCACAUGUCACGGAAUGCAGCAGCGUCUCGUCGAGUUGAUAAGCAAGUUGUCCAACGACGAACUGACCGCGGACCUGUUGCGGAUUAACGACGAUCUGAAUAAUCUGUUCUUGAGGUACAGUAGAUGGGAGAAAAAUCGCGAGGCGGGCGGUCAGUCGGCUUCGGCCGUGUUGGCUAAGGCGAUUGGACCGGGCCCGAAACCGAUUCCGUCACAGGCAGAUGACAGUCUUAUUGAUCUGGGGCCGCCGGAUUUGUCCGAUCAUUUUGGUAACUUAAACUUAUCUUCCGUCUCCGCAUCCGCACAACUGGCGCAAGUCGGUACCGUAACAGCCAGAAAUGGUCCGAAAGGCGAUGACGAAUUUGACAUGUUCGCGCAAUCGCGAAACGCGACGUAUGAGCAGAGCAAAACGGGAGGCAGUUCGUACAAGGAUAAUCUUAAUCCCGAUCAAAUCUCCGGCGGUUUGAGUUCGGCGACCCAAGCUCGCCAGAACUCCAGGGACUCUGAUUUUGAUGAAAUGGCUGCAUGGCUUGGUGACACGAAUACAGCCGAAGAAUCGGUGACCAGUAGCGAAUUUGAGAAGUUUCUGGCGGAACGAGCGGCCGCCGCCGAGUCAUUACCGAACGUAAGCGCGACCCCUAGCAGUAUCAAUGAAUCUAAUGACCAAGAAAACAUUCGAUCGCGAUCAAAAAAUAAUAAUAAGAAAGAGGGUUUAUUAGCAUUGUGAAUUAA
Molecule: messenger RNA, 1618 nt
Organism: Photinus pyralis (common eastern firefly)
Lineage: Eukaryota; Metazoa; Arthropoda; Insecta; Coleoptera; Lampyridae
Product: TOM1-like protein 2
Exons: 8
Coding region: 141-1613 (490 amino acids)
Biological process (GO): signal transduction
Cellular component (GO): endosome; membrane
Molecular function (GO): clathrin binding; phosphatidylinositol binding; ubiquitin binding
Source: RefSeq, a predicted model, not a curated record